Drosophila takahashii is the source of this 426-nucleotide messenger RNA. RefSeq lists its product as uncharacterized. The record is from RefSeq and is a predicted model, not a curated record. Lineage: Eukaryota; Metazoa; Arthropoda; Insecta; Diptera; Drosophilidae.
AUGCUGAGAAAUACGCUGCAACUGGUUUUAAUUAUGGCUAUUCUGCCACUAAUUGCUUUGGCCAGCGAUCCUGAAGAUGGUCUGCAUAAAUACCGUGCUUCUCCAAAGCUCACGGGCCCUGUGAAGCUUCUCCACGAUCCGGAGGAUUCCAUUCUGAAUACCUUGGACGUGGCACUGGAGAAGAUUUCAACGAUCUAUAUGCAGGCAUUGUUCGCUGGUACCCACACCCCGGAAUUAGAAGCUCCACUGAGAGCCCUCGAAAUGGAGCUCUUCGAUUUGUUGGACCAACUCUAUAAGCAGAACCGUCUUAAGGACUAUAUGAAGUACGAGGCGGAAGUGACGCGACAAAUGAUAAUCUACAACAUGCUCAAGAGAUUGUUUGGCUACACUCAGGAUAUUGUGGAAGUUGAAGCUGAAAAUAUCUAA